AUGGGAAUACUUGAUAUUGUUCCAAAAGGAGUUAUUACUGGAAUUGAUGUAUUUAACCUUUUUACAUAUGCUAAAGAAAAUGAAUUUGCUAUUCCUGCAGUGAAUUGCACAUCAUCAUGUACUGUUGUUGCAGUUUUAGAAGCAGCCAGAAAUAGUAACUCACCAAUUAUUAUUCAAAUAUCGCAAGGAGGUGCAGCUUAUUUUGCUGGUAAAGGUCUUAACAAUGAUAAACAACAAGCUUCAAUUACAGGAGCUAUUUCGGCAGCCCUUUUCAUAAGAUCUAUUGCGCCUCUUUAUAACAUUCCAAUAGUUUUACAUACUGAUCAUUGCUCGAAAAAACUUUUGCCAUGGCUAGAUGGGAUGCUUGAUGCUGAUGAACAAUAUUUCAAAGUCCACGGUGAACCUCUUUUCAGUUCACAUAUGAUUGAUUUAUCAGAAGAACCUAAAGAAUUCAAUAUUGAACUAACAAAAAAGUAUCUUCAGCGUGCAGCUCCCAUGAAACAAUGGCUUGAAAUGGAAAUUGGAAUUACUGGAGGUGAAGAAGAUGGUAUUAAUCAUGAAGGAAUCAGCAACGAUAAAUUAUAUACUCAACCUGAAGAUAUUUUAGACGUCUAUAAUUCAUUAUCUCUUAUUUCUCCUUAUUUUUCUAUUGCAGCAGCUUUUGGAAAUGUUCAUGGUGUCUAUGCACCAGGAGGUGUACACCUUCGCCCAGAACUUUUAGGAAUACAUCAAGAAUAUGUUAAACAAAAACUUAAUUGCAACGAUAGUAAACCUCUGUUUUUAGUAUUUCAUGGAGGAUCUGGAUCUUCACUUGAAGAAUUUCAAACUGCUAUUAAAUUCGGAGUCGUCAAAAUAAAUAUUGAUACAGAUACUCAAUACAGUUUUCUAGAAGGCAUUCGUGACUAUAUUUUAUCAAAAAAAGAUUAUUUAAUGUCUCAAGUAGGAAAUCCCGAAGGAAAAUAUAAACCAAACAAAAAGUUUUUUGACCCUCGUGUAUGGGUUCGUGAAGGAGAAAAAUCUAUGUCUAAAAGAGUGGAAAUUGCUCUUAGUAAUUUUGGAACAAAAAACACAUUAUAA
Messenger RNA from Pneumocystis jirovecii RU7, 1077 nucleotides. Its product is annotated as fructose-bisphosphate aldolase 1. The transcript has 10 exons. Lineage: Eukaryota; Fungi; Ascomycota; Pneumocystomycetes; Pneumocystales; Pneumocystaceae. Gene Ontology annotation, biological process: glycolytic process; gluconeogenesis. Gene Ontology annotation, cellular component: cytosol. Gene Ontology annotation, molecular function: zinc ion binding; fructose-bisphosphate aldolase activity. Bases 1 to 1077 code for a protein of 358 amino acids. The record is from RefSeq and is a predicted model, not a curated record.